AUGGGUAAGGGACAACCUAGAGGUUUAAACGCUGCCCGUAAGCUUCGUAUCCACCGCCGUGAUCAACGUUGGGCUGAUAAGCAAUACAAGAAGAGAGCUCUCGGUACCGCUUACCGUUCUUCUCCUUUCGGUGGUUCUUCUCACGCCAAGGGUAUUGUUCUCGAAAAGAUUGGUGUCGAAGCCAAGCAACCUAACUCUGCCAUUCGUAAGUGUGUCCGUGUUCAACUCAUCAAGAAUGGUAAGAAGGUCACUGCUUUCGUCCCCAAUGACGGUUGUUUGAACUAUGUUGACGAAAACGACGAAGUCUUGAUUGCUGGUUUCGGUCGUAAGGGUCGUGCUGUUGGUGAUAUUCCUGGUGUCCGUUUCAAGAUUGUCAAGGUCGCUGGUGUCUCUCUCCUCGCUUUGUACAAGGAAAAGAAGGAAAAGCCCAGAUCUUAAAUUCUUUUACUGUUUACAAAAAGAAUAAAAACAACAUACUUUAUUGUUUGCAAUCCGUACUUUAGAACGAUUAAAAGAAAGAAAGCCGAGAGGGGGUUCAAAGGAUGAUAAUUGCUGCGGCUAAAGGAGACAUUUAUA
Rhizopus microsporus ATCC 52813 is the source of this 576-nucleotide messenger RNA. Its product is annotated as 40S ribosomal protein S23. Bases 1 to 438 code for a protein of 145 amino acids. Gene Ontology annotation, cellular component: ribosome; cytosolic small ribosomal subunit. Gene Ontology annotation, biological process: translation. The transcript is spliced from 2 exons. The record is from RefSeq and is a predicted model, not a curated record. NCBI's taxonomy places the organism in Eukaryota, Fungi, Mucoromycota, Mucoromycetes, Mucorales, Rhizopodaceae. Gene Ontology annotation, molecular function: structural constituent of ribosome.